CACCUGGUGCCCAACGCAAUGUGUGUUUGUCAAACCAUGGAAGUGGGCAAGUAUGGCAAGAAUGCCACUCGAUCCGGAGACCGGGGGGUCCUGCUGGAGCCUUUCAUUCACCAGGUGGGCGGGCACAGCAGCAUGAUGCGCUACGAUGACCAUACUGUCUGCAAGCCCCUCAUCACCAGGGAACAGCGCUUCUACGAAUCUCUGCCCCCGGAAAUGAAGGAGUUCACGCCUGAGUACAAAGGUGUGGUGUCUGUCUGUUUUGAGGGAGACAGCGAUGGCUACAUCAACCUGGUGGCCUAUCCCUACGUGGAGAAUGAGGCUCUGGAGCAGGAUGAUAUGCCAGAGAGGGACCAGCCACGACGCAAGCACUCGCGUCGGAGCCUUCACCGAUCAAGCAGCGGCACUGAGCACAAGGAGGAAAAGUCUGGCCUGGCCAGUGACAGCACUGAAAGCAUCCAGGAAACGAAGAGUCCCAGGGUGGACUUGCACAUCCAUUCAGAUGUUCCAUUUCAGAUGUUGGAUGGGAACAGCGGUCUGAGCUCUGAAAAGAUCAGCUACAACCCCUGGAGCCUGCGCUGUCAUAAGCAGCAGCUGAGCCGCAUGCGGUCGGAGUCCAAGGACCGGAAGCUCUACAAGUUCCUUUUGCUGGAGAACGUGGUGCAUCACUUCAAGCUUCCCUGCGUACUUGACCUGAAGAUGGGGACCAGACAGCACGGGGAUGAUGCGUCCGAGGAGAAGGCUGCGCGGCAGAUGAAGAAGUGCGAACAGAGUACUUCCGCCACCCUGGGCGUGCGCGUGUGCGGGAUGCAGGUCUAUCAGCUGGACACGGGGCAUUACUUAUGCAGGAAUAAAUACUAUGGACGUGGUCUUUCCAUCGAGGGCUUCCGCAACGCCCUCUACCAGUAUCUCCACAACGGGAUCGAGCUGCGCAAGGACCUCUUUGAGCCUGUCCUCACCAAACUGCGAAGCCUGAAGGCGGUUUUGGAGAGACAGGCCUCCUACCGCUUCUACUCCAGCUCCCUUCUCAUCAUUUACGACGGGAAGGACAGCAGGGCGGGGAUGUUUGUGGAGCGCCGGCCGGAGAUGCGCCUAAAGCGGGUGGACGGCUCUCUGCCGGAGAGCCUCCAGGACGGCGGCAGCACGGAGCCCGGCUCCUCGGCCCAGCCCAAGGUGGACGUGCGUAUGAUCGACUUCGCGCACAGCACGUUCAAAGGCUUUCGCGAUGACCCCACUGUGCACGACGGACCUGACAUGGGCUACGUUUUCGGGCUGGAAAGCCUCAUCAACAUCAUGGAACAGAUGCGUGAGGAGAACCAGUAGCCCCGGGUUACGGCCUCUUGUCCUGGUGGCAGGAGCAGACGAGACCACCUACUACCCCAGGAGACGAGCAGACAGCUUUGGUUUCAAAC
Messenger RNA from Eurypyga helias (sunbittern), 1409 nucleotides. It is a transcript of the gene IP6K1, whose product is annotated as inositol hexakisphosphate kinase 1. The record is from RefSeq and is a predicted model, not a curated record. The transcript has 5 exons. Gene Ontology annotation, cellular component: cytoplasm; nucleus. Gene Ontology annotation, molecular function: inositol hexakisphosphate kinase activity. Lineage: Eukaryota; Metazoa; Chordata; Aves; Eurypygiformes; Eurypygidae. The coding region runs from base 19 to 1320 and encodes 433 amino acids. Gene Ontology annotation, biological process: inositol phosphate biosynthetic process; phosphatidylinositol phosphate biosynthetic process.